CGCUCAUAAACUCGUCCCAUAAAAUUCACCGGAAAACUGAUUUGACUUCUACAGUGUUAAGUAAACGGAAUAUCUCAAUCAACGCCCGCUCUUCUGUAUGUCAGAGGUCUACACUUAGAUCUUUCAGAUUGCAAUGGAUGCUGACAUGAAUGGCAACUUACCCAAUGAGAGAUCUGGUGUUGAGGAAUUACCUUUGAUACCUUUGAGUCCAGACCUUGAUCGCAGCCAGCGAGCCAAAGCACUAAGUCAGCUCUCUCUCCAAUCACAAGGCAGUAAAGUCUAUGACGUAGGACACGAUGAGGCGGAUAAAAAGGCUGAUAUACCAUUCAAACUCCAUCAAGCUUCUUUGACUGGAGACGAGGCUGAAGUCAGAAAAAUUUUGAACAAAGAGCCCGACAUUAAUCUGUUGGAUAAGUCAGGAAGAACUCCACUCCACAAUGCCAUAUUAGGACGUCACGUGAAGAUCGUGGAGAUGCUCUUGGGGGCUGGGGCCGAUACGUCUCGUCUGGACGAGAGCCAAGAUUCACCGCUUCACACCGCGGUUCGGACUGGUGACGAGAACCUUGUUAGAACUUUUCUCCGAGUUGGUCGAUGCGAUGCAAACAUUCGAGGACAUAGUUUAAGAACCCCUCUUCACAUCGCAGCUGAUAUGGACAAAGUGGCCAUAUGUGGGACAUUGAUUGAGCACGGUGCAUCUCCGGAAUGCCGUGACGACGAGAAUAUGAGACCACUGACAAGAGCAAUAGAAAAAGGGGCCAAGAGUGCGGCAGAGUUUCUCUUUAAAGAAGUGAAAUCAAGACAGAAUGAUAUAAAGGACAUACUGAAUAAUGUGGAUGUUGAGGGGAGUACCCUCCUUCAUUUGGCAGUGGACAGCGGAAGCACUGAGGUUGUGCAACUUUGUCUGGACAGUGGGGCCAUCAUUCGGCAACCAAAGGCACGCGAUAGAAGUACUGCAUUCCACGUGGCUUGCUCCCAAGGUUCCUUAGAGAUAGUUCAACUGUUUUCUUCAAACGACGCCUCUAUUUGUCGAAUAACACUGAUUGACAGUGAAGGAUUGACUCCCUUACAUAGAGCUGCAAUGAACAACCACUCAGGCGUUGUGCAGUACCUUUUGGAACAGGGCGCUUCAGUUGACCCUCGAGACAAAAUUUGCCGCACCCCACUCUUGUUAGCAGCUGGAGUGGGUGGAACUGAGUCUGUCCAGGUGUUGAUUGAAAAUGGUGCUGACGUCACGGUGAAAGAUGUGGAUCUACGAUCAUGUGUUAGAGUAGCUGUUGGACAUACAGCCACUAUGGAGUUAUUACUACAGAAGCGCGAAGCCUACCCGCUGAUAACUGACAAGGACAUCACAGGCUUCACACCAGUCCACUACGCUGCCAAGCAUGGUCAUCUCCAGAACAUUUUACUUUUCAUGGAACGAAACAAGGCAGCUACCAGUGUGACGUCAGAUGCACUGGAUACAGCUCUCCAUGGUGCUGCCAGAUACGGCUGGAAGGAAAUUGUUGAAGUGUUACUGUCAGGUCGUAACAUUCGCUCCAUAAACUUGAAAAACAACCAAGGAAAAACAGCACUGCACUUUGCAUGCGCAGAAGGCCAUGACAGAGUGGUUGAGCUUUUGAUAAAUCUUGGUGCUACUGUGGAAAAGGAUCAUAAUGACAGAACAGCGCUACAUAUUGCGGCCAUGAGAGGCUCCAAGCAAUGUGUCCAGUGCAUUUUACAACACCAUCCUCAGUGCAUUAAUCUCUUUGACAAGGAUCAGAACACUGCACUGCAUGUGGCCGCCAUUCACGAUUACCCAGACGUUGUGUCGUGUUUGCUAUCGUAUCCUGAACAGGAAAUCCUCAUGAACAAGAAGAAUCGUAAUGUAUUGGAUGCUGCCAUAAAUGCCGAAAGAAAGAAUGUUGCACUUGCGAUAGCAAGCCAUGACAGAUGGCGCGAAGUGCUGACAUCGUCUUCCCCUGGCCAUAUCGCGCAGAUGCAAAAGCUCGUGAUUAAAAUACCAGAAGUCGCUAUACGAUUCAUGGAUCAGUGUAUCACAAGGGAAGGAAAUCCAGACGGAGAAGACUACAAAAUUACAUACGAUUUUACCAUAAUUCAAGGAUCACAGCAGCCAACCCAAGAUCCACUGGUAGUACUUAAGACCAUGCUGGAACAUCGUCGAAUAUCCUGCUUGACUCAUCCAGUAUGCUUUAUCGUUAUGAACAAAAAGUGGCAGACGUUUGGAUGGAAGUCGUUAGUUAUUAACCUUGUUCUGUAUCUUAUCUUCGUGGUACCACUAACCGCGCUUGCAAUCUUCACGAGGGCGAAUGAAAGGCGCCUUUGCCGUUUGAACGAAUCCCUAUCAAGAAAGGAAUAUAUCCACAUGAAUGUCCCAUGUAAUUUAACAGACUCGGUUGCUCAGGUUCUUCAGUUUGCAGUUGGGAUAAUCGCAAUUCUUCACCUGAUAAAAGAAUUACUGCAGCUAAAGAAGCAGAGGAUUAAAUAUCUUCGUUCACUGUCCAACUACUUUGAGUGGGUGGGGUAUGGCUUUGCGUUGUUUUACAUUGUUCCCCCUUGUGACUGUAAGCUGGGAUUCCGGCAGGAAAUUGGAGCAAUGGCCUUGUUCUUUGGCUGGAUGAACCUCAUCUUGUUUCUUAGAAGGUUUUCGUCCUAUGGACAAUACAUAAUAAUGUUGACAACAAUGUUUGCCACCCUGUUUAAGGUCCUGCUCCUGUUUUUCAUGUUAGUCAUGGCUUUUAGCAGCACAUUUUACCUGCUCUUAGACGAAGAAACGGAACCCUAUGCCACCUUUCCAUACUCCAUGAUGACCAUUUUUGUGAUGACUCUCGGUGAACUCAACUAUGCUGACUUGUUCAUGCCUUGGGACAAACUGGAAUAUGCCGCACUGACCAACAUCCUGUUUUUCAUGUUCGUGUUGGGAAUGCCUAUCAUUCUUAUGAACAUGUUGGUGGGCCUUGCUGUUGGUGAUAUCGACAAGAUCCAAGUGAAUGCUUUAAUUGACCGUUAUGUGAUGCAGGUCGAGUUGGUUUUAGACAUGGAGGAAACAGUGCCUAAAUCUAUUGUUAAACAUGCCCAUGUAGAUAAACACGUUGAAUAUCCCAACAGGAGUGCAUCCAAGCUCUAUGAGAAGCUUUUGGGUUUCAGCCGUCCGGAAGGAGAUGAUGAUGAAGGGGACACAUCCCCAGACCUCCCCCCUGCAUUUCAUCCACUACUGAAGAGAAUGGAGGAGCAGGAGAAUAGGAUCAGUGGCAUCUACGAGCUGUUGCAGGAACAAUCAAGGCUUCUCAAAUCGAUCAGUCAACGAAAACAAACGGAGGAGUAGGGGAGGGGAAAUGGAGUCUUGUAUAGAUGAAUGUAGUAAGGUGUCUAGUAAGCUACGGAAGAAAAGUGGGCAAACAUCACCAGUCAACUGGGUGUCAGUAGUGACAUUAUCAUUUCAUUUCAUGGUAUAACAGGGUAAUAAAGAAUCUUCGCACGCCCUGAUUGGUCGAAAACCAGGGGUCCUGCACGUUCGCAAACUGAAUUGUAGAUUAGUGAUGUUUCCAUUUGGUUGCUCGCCGCAGUUAUUGGAGCAAUCAGCAGUAAAGCUGCUGUCCCACAUCUGAGUCAUGACAGUGCGAAAUGUGACCUUUUUUACGAUGUAAUAUCAAGUGGGAUCCAUACCCACAUUUAACUUUUUGUAACCCUGUUUUGAAUGAAUUCUAAGCUUUAUAAACGCAAGAAUAAAGUUCACAUUAAAAAUACAUUUAUACUGGAAAUUCUUUCUGAGGCGAGCGCGAAAACGAGAGUGAGAAAACUCAUUAUCCGUUAAACAUCAGAAGAGCAAAUAGAAAAUGACACUUUAUUUCUUGACGGGGGAAUUAAAUCUGUCAUGUG
Molecule: messenger RNA, 3876 nt
Organism: Stylophora pistillata
Lineage: Eukaryota; Metazoa; Cnidaria; Anthozoa; Scleractinia; Pocilloporidae
Product: transient receptor potential cation channel subfamily A member 1
Biological process (GO): monoatomic ion transmembrane transport
Cellular component (GO): membrane; transmembrane transporter complex
Molecular function (GO): monoatomic ion channel activity; protein binding
Source: RefSeq, a predicted model, not a curated record